UUAGUGCAGAUUGGCCUGGAUCAUUUCUCACUGUCAAGUCCCUAUUUGAUACAGUAGGUGUUCAGACAGAUGGGGCUCAGGUGAGGAGCACAUGACUCACUGGACUUUUGUCAGAUAUUGGAAGUUUAUGCAAAUGUCCCUUUGAAGUGCUUUGGGGAGAGCGCGUGAGGGCUUGAAAUGAAUCAUGUGAGAUGCUCCAUUCUCCUUCGCUUUCGCUUUUCCCUCGCGCACUUUGUAAACACUUCACUGUUGUCCUCUGAGAUGCCAGGAUUUAUGAGCACCUUCUGAGAGCCUUAACUAAAGCCAGCUAACAACAUGGGUGCAGACGUGUAACUUUGAAGUUGCCUCAUUACAAAUGUUCGACGUCUGCACAAGAUUUGGUCGCUUCCUGUUUGAACAUUGGCAGCGUUUCACUGUUUUGACUCAGUCAUUUCGCACUUUUCAGUCUCCCUCAUCAGUUCAGAGUCCGCAGGUUUGAACCACCGUGUCCUUUCGCGCUAUUGAUCACCGCUGAUUGAUGACAGCGUCGUGCGUGUUCGUGUGUUUACUGUUUCAGCGAGCCCAAAAGCUCUGGAGCCAUGGAGCUGAGGGUGGGGAACAAGUAUCGCCUCGGGAGGAAGAUAGGGAGCGGAUCCUUCGGGGACAUUUAUCUUGGUUCCAACAUCGCUACGGGGGAGGAAGUUGCCAUUAAACUGGAAUGCGUGAAGACCAAACAUCCGCAGCUUCACAUCGAGAGCAAGUUCUACAAAAUGAUGCAGGGCGGAGUGGGGAUCCCGUCCAUCAAGUGGUGCGGAGCAGAGGGCGACUACAACGUGAUGGUGAUGGAGCUGCUGGGGCCCAGUCUGGAGGACCUGUUCAACUUCUGCUCCCGCAAGUUCAGCCUGAAGACAGUGCUGCUGCUGGCCGACCAGAUGAUCAGUCGGAUCGAAUACAUCCACUCCAAAAACUUCAUUCACAGAGACGUGAAGCCCGAUAACUUCCUGAUGGGGCUCGGGAAGAAGGGAAACCUGGUCUACAUCAUCGACUUUGGCCUGGCGAAGAAAUACCGUGACGCCCGAACGCACCAGCACAUCCCCUAUCGCGAGAACAAGAACCUGACCGGCACCGCCCGCUACGCCUCCAUCAACACCCACCUGGGCAUCGAGCAGUCGAGGCGAGAUGACCUGGAGUCUCUGGGCUACGUGCUGAUGUACUUCAACCUGGGCUCUCUGCCCUGGCAGGGCCUGAAGGCCGCCACCAAGAGGCAGAAGUACGAACGCAUCAGCGAGAAGAAAAUGUCCACCCCCAUCGAGGUGCUCUGCAAGGGCUACCCCUCUGAAUUCUCCACCUACCUGAACUUGUGUCGCUCCCUGCGGUUUGAUGACAAGCCCGACUACUCGUACCUGCGGCAGCUCUUCAGGAACCUGUUCCACAGACAGGGCUUCUCCUACGACUACGUCUUUGACUGGAACAUGCUGAAGUUUGGCGGCAGCAGGACAGCGGAGGACGGGGACAGGGACCGACGGGAGGGAAAGGAGGGGGAGGAGCGCGCAGGCGGAGGCCAAAGGGGCGCCGGCGGCCGGGCGCCGCCGCCGGGUCCCAACCCUUCAGCCGGCAACAGGCUGAGGAACGAGGACGCGGCGCCGCCCAACGCGGCCUCGCGUGCGGCCCAGCAGUCAGGUAACCGCUCUCCGCAGGUGGGACGAGCAGAGCGGGCCGAGCGGGAGAGGAAGGUGGCGAUGAGGCUGCACCGCGGCGCCCCCGCCAACGUGUCGUCCUCUGACCUCACCGCACGCCUCGACCAAUCACGCAUCAACGCAUCGCAGGUCAGUGUGCCAUUUGAACAUCUGGCAAAGUGAUUUUCACCUAGCUGAUCACAGCAGCUGCAGGGUAUCAUAUACCCUUUACUUUACAAGUGGCUGAAUAAAAAUAUGAAUGAGUGGAAGACGAGAAUGGGAGCAGGGAAAGAAGUUGUUGCAGGCCCUUGAAAACGGCCCCGAUGGCAUCUGUGUGUGUGUCAGUAUGCUGUGUGCAUGCUCACUGGUAAGAGACCCUUCAAAUGGUGGAAAGAUGGUAAGACGGGUUAUUGCUUCUGUUUGGGGUGUGGCUGGAGGGGGACGGGAAUGAAACACGCAGGUCUGACCCCUUGGUCUUUAGUCAUAUUCACCUGUCCAUCAACUCAGAGGCUCAACUUGCAAAAAAAAAUAAAAAAUCCAAUUGCACAAAAUGGACAAAAGUUAAUUUAUUGUGUUUUACACCUGCAAUUAAAGUUUAAAAUUCAACCUUGCUAAUGUAUGAAAAGUAUGGAGUCCUUGAUUAUCAAUAAACAUGUAAACUACCGUAAUAUGGAGACAAACAAAGAAGCAUUAAGGUAUUAAAACUGGGUCAAGAGAUCAGAGGGACCAAGCGAAGAUUAGAGCGUCUGGUGACUUUGUGGAUGGAAGCGCGUCCGCUUUUUGUCAAUAAAUGUCAGAGUCUGUUUAUGUGUUAUAGUUGUAGUGUUUGUUUUGACUUCAGCUUUGCUUUACAGAAAAGAGGGACAUUUGUCCCAGAUGUGAUGAUGUUUCUUUUGAAGGAUGGGAUUGAAACAACAUCGUUGUAACUGGGAAGAGAAAUGACACAGCCUUGAGGUGUGGACAGGACGAGGUGGGGUGUCAUAGUUAUUGUAUGAUAUAAAAUAAAACAUUAGUCAGGCUUGUAACUACAGGUAUAAAACAAUCCUGGUGGUGAACAAGUCUGCUGGUACAUACUCAUUUCUGUUCCUUACUUUUGAACUUUGGUUUUGUAAUACAUGUAAAAUGUGUAGAUACCUUUGGCCAGAAUGUAAAUGUUUAAGGGUAGAUCUGGAGAGAAUAGAACCUGUUUCCUUCUGACAGCCCUGGGACAAAAGGUGAAACAGACAUUUUUUCCCAAUAACCUUUAGAGCCUGCCACAAGCGUGUGUUUUGGUUUUCCCCGUGGCAGGCAAUGACAGAAGGCUUAGUGUGAAUAUUUAGAUUUAGGGAGUUUUGACCCAGGCCUGACAGAAUGGAUGGAUGUCACUGGUGGCAAAGAGCUGACAGAUGUCCUGUUCAUUUCUUUACCAUGCUUCAAUUUUAUUACUAUGAUAUUUGUGUAUAUUUUCACAAUCAAUAAAAAUGUACACAGCUUA
Molecule: messenger RNA, 3129 nt
Organism: Betta splendens (Siamese fighting fish)
Lineage: Eukaryota; Metazoa; Chordata; Actinopteri; Anabantiformes; Osphronemidae
Gene: csnk1e
Product: casein kinase 1, epsilon
Exons: 10
Coding region: 579-1838 (419 amino acids)
Biological process (GO): signal transduction; endocytosis; peptidyl-serine phosphorylation
Cellular component (GO): cytoplasm; nucleus
Molecular function (GO): ATP binding; protein serine/threonine kinase activity
Source: RefSeq, a predicted model, not a curated record